CUUCUCUCCCCCAGCUGAAUCAACUCUUUGAGGAGAUGGCGGAGAACGGUUAUGAUUGGGGCACUGCCAGGAGGUCGAGGAGAGCACCCAGCCGAGGUGUACAUACUGUGGGAGCCCAUCCCUCUGAUUUGGUGCAAGUAGUAUCGAAGCUGGUUUCAGCUAUCGAUCGCUCCGGGAUGAGGAAAUAGUAAUCGGAGAAGUCAUACUCAUAAUGAUGAGGAAAAUCUGCUCCGGGAUGAUGAUUUCCACUCCUAUGACGAUCUCCAAGCUUGAUUCGAUGAAACCCAGCUCCAAGAUAGCUUCUAGGAUGUGUUCUUCGUACUUUCUCUCUCUAGGGCUCUGUUCUUGCUCUGAAAAUCCGAUUCUCCCACUUUUGGCUCGAAAUUGGCUCAAAAACCAGAAUUUCCCGACUCACACGGGCAGGCCACACGGCCAUGUGGCUCACCACUUUGCCCGUGCGAGUCGAAACGCAGCGUAUGGAUUAGUUCGGUCUUCAGCCAUCUCACACGGCCAGGGUUGCACGGCCGUGUGGAUUUCAUGGGUUGCCCGUGUGUGGCAUCGGCAAAAAUCACACGGCCACUUUGCUCACUGGCACGGCCGUGUGAAAGCUACUUGUGCCCGUGUUUGCUCUCGGUGGAAAUCACACGGCCACCUUGCUCACUUGCACGGCCGUGCGAUGCCCCGGUCUGCCCGUGCGGCUUCCUUGAAACCUCGCCAUUCGUCCGAUCUUCGUCUAAUCGACCCCAAACUCGCUCCCAAGCCUCCAUUCACGUACUAGGACCUGAAAUAUCACAAACAAGCACAACCUAGCGUGAAAUCAGCCUAAAACACGAGAAUCAACACCUCAAACGCUGGAGAUAUUGGGGCAUCAUGUCUUCUAUAUGCCUCAGUGUUAGAUGACAUUGGUAUUGAUGAGCUGCCAAUUGCCCCAAAGUUAUUCGGAGGCAUCCUCAGUGACUUGUUUGCAUCAAGAUGUGUCAGUUUCAAGGUUCUGUCGUUUGAUGCAUGUAGAGGUUUUCAGGCAACCCAUCUCUGAUAAUGUCAUGAAGACUAUAAAUGCAAGCCCGGCCGGGCAGAAAGUUUUGGCAUCUCUAAGUUCUGAUGUCCAGGCUUCCCAAAGUCUACUUUCUUAGUUACAACUUACAAUACCCACCAUAGUUAUCAGAUCAAGCUACGAUAAUCUGGAAACCAAUGCUUGUAGCCUCCCUUUCUGCGAGCGAAAAAGGAAAGGGGCAGGUUGAGUUGGGAGCUCUGUAGAUUUAGAGAUUCUUUAUGUGAGUCGUCUGUUUGUUAAAAGUG
Messenger RNA from Linum tenue, 1299 nucleotides. NCBI's taxonomy places the organism in Eukaryota, Viridiplantae, Streptophyta, Magnoliopsida, Malpighiales, Linaceae. The record is from the annotation of a GenBank genome assembly.